UUUUUCUGGGCUUUUGCGUUCGCUUCGGAGAUGUCCGGCCGCGGCAAACAGGGCGGCAAGGCCCGUGCUAAGGCUAAGUCGCGCUCGUCGCGGGCGGGGCUGCAGUUUCCUGUGGGUCGCGUGCACCGACUGCUCCGCAAAGGCAACUACUCCGAGCGCGUGGGUGCCGGCGCGCCGGUGUACCUGGCCGCGGUGCUCGAGUAUCUGACGGCCGAGAUCCUGGAGCUGGCGGGCAACGCGGCGCGAGACAACAAGAAGACGCGAAUCAUACCGCGCCACCUGCAGCUGGCCAUCCGCAACGACGAGGAGCUCAACAAGCUGCUGGGCCGCGUGACCAUCGCGCAGGGCGGCGUCCUGCCCAAUAUCCAGGCCGUGCUGCUGCCCAAGAAGACCGAGAGCCACCACAAGGCCAAGGGCAAGUGAGGCCGCCGCCCCCGGCGCCCUUUUACGGACACCAAAGGCUCUUUUCAGAGCCACCCAUCUUCUCGAGAAAAGAGCCACACUCAUCCCGCACCCCCUUCCCGGCCUGUGGCCUAGUCAUCUUGGGCGCGUCAAUGAGCGCUUCAG
Messenger RNA from Propithecus coquereli (Coquerel's sifaka), 567 nucleotides. RefSeq names its product histone H2A type 3. Gene Ontology annotation, molecular function: DNA binding; structural constituent of chromatin; protein heterodimerization activity. Lineage: Eukaryota; Metazoa; Chordata; Mammalia; Primates; Indriidae. The transcript has a single exon. Bases 31 to 423 code for a protein of 130 amino acids. The record is from RefSeq and is a predicted model, not a curated record. Gene Ontology annotation, cellular component: nucleosome.